Penaeus indicus is the source of this 537-nucleotide messenger RNA. RefSeq lists its product as uncharacterized. Lineage: Eukaryota; Metazoa; Arthropoda; Malacostraca; Decapoda; Penaeidae. The transcript is spliced from 4 exons. The record is from RefSeq and is a predicted model, not a curated record. The coding region runs from base 1 to 537 and encodes 178 amino acids.
AUGCUCGCCGGCUUCGUGGCCGAGUGGAACCCGCAGAAGGUGGACCACGCCAGGGAGCUGCGCAGGAUCGUUAGGGCGGCCGGACGACAGGCGCGGGACCUCUCCGUGUUCCUGUAUCCGCUGGCCUCCACGGCGUCGCUGGCGGGGCAGGUGGUCUCGUUCAUCCCCAACAUCGUGAAGGGCCUGGUGACGGGCGUGUCCUCCGUCGUCGACGUCUUCGGGAUGGCGAUGACCUUCGUCGGCGGGGGCCUCGGGUACUCUGCCUCGGCCGUGGAGAAAACGGGCCGAAGCAUACAGAAUCUCUCCGCUGCGAUGCCAACGGUCGUGACGGGGGUACUGGUGGCCGGACUAAGCCUGCUCUUCAUGUUUCCUAAUCUACAGGCAUGGAUCGUCUCUGGAUUAGCUUCUACUGGACUCAUGUUAGCGAGCAAGAUGGCGUCCGGCGCGCGGACCUACGUGGACGACAAUUCCCUGUGGGCGACGCUGCUGGAAACCUUCGAGCUGUUUGCCUUGAGAGCGAGAGAAGAUCUUCAGUGA